Messenger RNA from Mytilinidion resinicola, 1100 nucleotides. RefSeq lists its product as uncharacterized. The record is from RefSeq and is a predicted model, not a curated record. The transcript has a single exon. Bases 158 to 691 code for a protein of 177 amino acids. Lineage: Eukaryota; Fungi; Ascomycota; Dothideomycetes; Mytilinidiales; Mytilinidiaceae.
AAACACGUGCCGGAUUCACCUUACUACCUUGAUGCAACUACACUUCAUCCAACACUCCAGCUGACGACGCCCCCACCUCCCACUCUCUCACCUCCGCUAGCAAUCCUGCCAUCAGACCACCGCCACAUAAAGGCAAUUGAACCGGACGCCACUCAGAAUGCCGUUCCUGUAUCCUGUCGCCGUAUUCUGGCCAGCGUGGUCAAAUCCAAAAGCGGAUGCAACAACUUCAUCUCAGCUUCGACCUCAACGACUUUCCAAAGCGCCAUCGCAAGUGGACAAGUCCGCAAACUACUCCACGAUCACCUCUGCCGGGUACUCUGUAAAUACCUCAACAAAAGACCGCACCCAAUCUGAUCUCUCCCGUAACACUACUCAACCCACCGACCCCGACCCCUACAUGGACCGCCUCAUAGGAAUCUAUAACCUUACCACUACCAUCUCCGACUGGGAAUUCGCGCUCGCUAAGGUCGAAGCGCUUCGGACUACUACCACUUCUACUCCCGGCACUCAGAUCAUCGAGUAUCUGACGAAGAAGCUCGGCCCGGCCCCGACGCGUGAGCUAGAAAGAGUAAGGGAGAAAAAGAUAGAGUUUGAGCGGAUGGGAAGAGUAGAAGUCGCGGCGCAGUUGGCGGUGCUGGUGUGGCGGGUUGAAGAUUUGCUGGGACGGUUGGAGGGGUUGAGGGGAAAGUAGGGAGUAGGGAGUCCAAAAGGGGAUGGGGAAUAGAGGCCGCGGAGGAUUUGGAAGGGUGUUUUGUUGGUUUUGAGACGGUGAAACGGUCUGGAAGGGCUUUCGAGGCUUAAAAGGGGUAUCGAGGUUGUAGCCAGAUGAGGUUCGGUAUUGGGAGUUCCUGGAAUCAUGGGACUAUACGAUACGGGCCUUGGAUAGGCAUUUGGUCUGACGACUCUACUACGGUAGUCUCAGUCUCUUUUCUCACGGUCGAGGCGUUCACGGUGCGGUUGCACUCCAUCAAAGUGGUUCAUGGGCAUUCGACAGGCGCCGGACUGGGGGUCUAAUUUGGACUGAAAUCAAAAGCGUACUCUGGAAAGUGGAAUGCGUCUGUAGGGCUUCUAAUAGUAGGGUAACGCAUUGCCAAUGACAG